Messenger RNA from Elgaria multicarinata webbii, 901 nucleotides. It is a transcript of the gene UBE2G1, whose product is annotated as ubiquitin conjugating enzyme E2 G1. The transcript has 6 exons. Gene Ontology annotation, molecular function: ubiquitin conjugating enzyme activity. Gene Ontology annotation, biological process: protein polyubiquitination; ubiquitin-dependent protein catabolic process. Bases 227 to 739 code for a protein of 170 amino acids. The record is from RefSeq and is a predicted model, not a curated record. Lineage: Eukaryota; Metazoa; Chordata; Lepidosauria; Squamata; Anguidae.
GCGCUGCUCUGGCGGCGGCGCCGAGAGGACGGGCGGGCAGGCCCCCGGCGGCGGCGGCGGCGGGCUCAGCGUGAGGCGCGGGCGAGGGUUCGCGGAGGACCGGCAAGAGCAGGAGGAGGAGGAGGAGGAGGAGGUCGAAGGCGAGCAGGGGACCAGGAGGAGAAGGGUGAAGCGGGAGCAGCGCCGCCGCCGCCCCGCACUCCCUCCCCGGGCACCGCCGAGGAGAAUGACGGAGCUCCAGUCCGCGCUGCUACUGCGGAGACAGCUGGCAGAGCUCAACAAAAACCCAGUGGAAGGCUUUUCAGCAGGCUUAAUAGAUGACAAUGAUCUCUAUCGAUGGGAAGUCCUUAUUAUUGGCCCUCCAGAUACACUGUAUGAAGGCGGUGUCUUCAAGGCUCACCUUACUUUCCCAAAGGACUAUCCACUCAGGCCGCCAAAAAUGAAGUUUAUCACAGAAAUAUGGCAUCCAAAUGUUGACAAAAAUGGCGAUGUCUGUAUUUCCAUCCUUCAUGAGCCUGGCGAAGACAAGUAUGGCUAUGAGAAACCUGAGGAACGCUGGCUACCCAUCCAUACUGUGGAAACCAUAAUGAUUAGUGUAAUUUCUAUGCUGGCAGAUCCCAACGGCGACUCUCCUGCUAACGUGGAUGCAGCGAAAGAAUGGAGGGAAGAUAGAAAUGGAGAAUUCAAAAGGAAAGUUGCCCGCUGUGUAAGAAAAAGCCAAGAGACUGCAUUUGAGUGACACUUAAUUCAGCAGCUAGUAGCUUCACGUUUUUCAGGGUCUUCAAUUGAGGAAUAUGGCACUGUUUUUCCUGCACUCUACCCACCUAUUGCUGGACUUCUGUUUAUACCAAGUUGGCAGACACUGGCUGGAACUGGGCUGCAAUAAAACAUGCCAGUUAUU